UAACUCUGCUUUAUAAUGGGUAAUUUCUUUCGGUGUUUUAGGUUUGGGUUUGUAGACUUCAACAGUGAGGAAGAUGCCAAAGCCGCCAAGGAGGCCAUGGAAGAUGGUGAAAUUGAUGGAAACAAAGUUACUUUGGACUGGGCCAAGCCUAAGGGUGAAGGUGGCUUCGGGGGUCGUGGUGGAGGCAGAGGCGGCUUCGGAGGCCGAGGUGGUGGCAGAGGUGGCCGAGGUGGAUUUGGUGGCAGAGGCCGGGGAGGCUUUGGAGGGCGAGGUGGCUUCAGAGGAGGCAGAGGAGGCGGCGGCGACCACAAGCCACAAGGAAAGAAGACGAAGUUUGAAUAGUUUCUUCUAUCCCUGUCUUUCCUUCUUCCAUUUGAAAGAAAGGACUCUGGGGUUUUUACUCUGUUACCUGAUCAAUGACAGAGCCUUCUAAGGACAUUCCAAGACAGUAUACAGUCCUGUGGUCUACUUGGAAAUCCAUAUAGAUAACAUUUCAAGGGAGAUACCCUGUUGGUUUUGACUGGAUAUUCAUAUAAACUUUUUAAAGAGAUGAGUGAUAGAGCUAACCCUUAUCUGUAAGUUUUGAAUUUAUAUUGUUUCUUCCUAUGUACAAAACCAUUUUUUUCCUACAAA
Pteropus alecto (black flying fox) is the source of this 633-nucleotide messenger RNA. RefSeq names its product nucleolin-like. The record is from RefSeq and is a predicted model, not a curated record. Bases 16 to 342 code for a protein of 108 amino acids. The transcript is spliced from 2 exons. NCBI's taxonomy places the organism in Eukaryota, Metazoa, Chordata, Mammalia, Chiroptera, Pteropodidae. Gene Ontology annotation, molecular function: RNA binding.